Gallus gallus (chicken) is the source of this 4665-nucleotide messenger RNA. RefSeq names its product homeobox protein CDX-1-like (gene CDX4A). The record is from RefSeq and is a predicted model, not a curated record. The coding region runs from base 164 to 1003 and encodes 279 amino acids. NCBI's taxonomy places the organism in Eukaryota, Metazoa, Chordata, Aves, Galliformes, Phasianidae. The transcript is spliced from 3 exons. Gene Ontology annotation, biological process: anterior/posterior axis specification; regulation of transcription by RNA polymerase II; cell differentiation. Gene Ontology annotation, cellular component: nucleus. Gene Ontology annotation, molecular function: DNA-binding transcription factor activity, RNA polymerase II-specific; RNA polymerase II transcription regulatory region sequence-specific DNA binding.
AUUGUUAAUCAUGUGUAGUAAAGGGACAUGAGGGCUAGCAUGAGUCAUUUAUAGAGCCAGUCAGAGCUAGAAAAGAGAGAGAAAGAAAGAGGAGGGGAAGAGAUCAAACAAACACCGUGAGGAGCAGGAUGCCCCAGCAAGACAAAGCCAGGCUGUGAGCAUCAUGUAUGUGAGUUACCUUUUGGAUAAAGAGACCAGCAUGUAUCCAGGACCUGCAAGGUGCAGCAACAACAACCUGCCAGUGCAGAACUUUGUGCCUGCUCCCCCCUACUCAGACUACAUGGGGUAUCACCACGUGCCAGCUCCAGACAGCCACGGACAGCCCGCGGGAACCUGGGGACCCCACUACGGCCCCCAGAGGGAGGACUGGAACGCUUACGGCCCGUGCCCAGGGCCCUCCGGCACGGCUGCUGCCGCACAGCUCAGCGGCUCCUCUCCUGGGCAGGGCUCCUACAGUCCAGCUGAGUACAGCUCCCUCCAUCCCGCUGCACCCGGGGGGUUACCUCCUGCAGGCACCGUUGGCACACAGCAGGUCUCACCCACCAACCAAAGGCACAGCUCUUACGAAUGGAUGAGGAAAACGGUGCAAUCCACUUCUACAGGUAAAACAAGAACAAGAGAGAAGUACCGAGUGGUUUACACAGAUCAUCAGAGAUUAGAAUUAGAGAAGGAAUUUCAUUACAACAGAUACAUUACAAUCAGGAGGAAGUCUGAACUUGCUGCAAACCUAAGACUUUCCGAGAGACAGGUGAAAAUCUGGUUCCAGAAUCGCAGAGCCAAAGAAAGAAAAUUAAUGAAGAAGAAAAUGACUCAUUUUGAUGGCAGCAAUCUUGGCUCUAUGCAGAGUGACUCUGGCUCAGUGAGCCCGAUGCCAGCUCCUGACCAACAGACUCACUCAGAAAUGCCCAGCUCUUUGUUCCCUCCUCCACCUCCUCCAGCUCCGCUUCCGAUGAAUGGCCUGCAGCACACUGGGAACCUGCAGCAGGUGGUGGCCUCUCAGUAAGACUGGCUGAGGAGCUACUGCUAUGAACUACCGGUACACAGAGCACUACAGUAUGAAAGAGAACAUCUGCAGUGGUUUUGCAGGGGUCCCCAGCAUGACACAGUUCUGUGCACACAAGCUUCAAGUUCAAUAAAUCAAGAGUCACUUGCCGGGUCUGCAGGAUAGUGCAAGUUCCCAGUGGCACUGGAACUGCUGUGUGUCAGGAGUCCUAGCUGCAGAGAGCCUCGCAAGAAAACACCACAAGCCAAGCAUCCCUGCAGUAGGUGGGCAGGCACUGGGGAGGAGGAGAGCCAAGGGCUAGAGGGGCCACUUGUCAACCGUAUUCUGUGAACAAACAAAAGCACAAACCCUAGGUAAAGAGCGCAUUCCUUCUCCUUCCAUCUCCACACAGGUUCCAUGUACUAAUCUCACUUUCAUCGACACUACGCAUGGACCUUGAUAAAUGAAAACCUGGGUUAAUUGUCUUGACCCACUUGAUGGACAGCCUGAGUUGUGGUGGUUGCACUCAUUAUGUUUUAAGGGUAAAGGUCACAGAUGAGCUUUUUGGAUUUGUUUUACUUUGACAGGUAUGAUUUCCAAUGCUCCCUAUACUGGUAUAAACGUGCAUACAUCAAUCUUACCAUAAGGGUUUUGAAAACAUUAUGGAAAUAUGAAUCUUGGCCUAAGUUCAUUUUUGGUGGAGACUGCAUUUUGUCGGACAGCAUAACCCCUGGACAAAGAUGCAAUACUUGCAUUCAACUAAUUUUAUAUGUGGAGUGGUUUUCAGAGCUAUUGUGAUACUAAAAAAAAAGGUAAAAAUCUGAAAAGCUAAAUUAAUAGAAGACAAAGCAAAAAUAUUUUACCUGGAUAUAAGAUCCUGCCAAUUUCUAAGUAGGCGUGUAAUACUAAUCUCCUAAACCUACAUCUGAGAAUCUAAAUAGGAGGUUCCAAUUCCCAGAUGCUGAUCCCUUCCACACUAAGAAGACUUGGGAAGAUAACUGCUACUUAAGAAUAAUCUGGAUAUCUGCGUUCUGAGUUGACCACCAAUUACACAUACAUAACCUCUGACUGCAAAGAGAAAAUUUUUGAAGCACUCAGGUAAUUUGGGGAUUUAUACUCCCCUUUGCCAAAAGCUAUUUGGAAGUUUAGGAUGCUUAUCCUCACAAAUUUCCAUCGAAGCGUCCUCCUAAAUAUCUCCAACACUGUUACAAAUAAGACUGAGGAACAUUAAGUCAUUUCGGCACUACGUUCUUUUUUUUUUUUUUUUCUUAAUUAUAACAAAUAGUACUAUUAGAUCAACAAAAUGUAGGUAAUGUAAAGUUACUUUGUAUAUAGAGAACAUAAAAAUAAAUGACGUUUUCAAUAAUCAUUUGCCAAUGUGAUAUUAGCUACUGUAGAAAAUGAACACAAUUUUCACAAACAUUCUGUCACUGAAUUGCAGCAUCAAGCUGAAAAGCAGGGGGAUGCUUAGAAAAAAACAGAGAAUGGUAAAACCAGGCUGACUCAGGGAGAUGGCAGUUUUCACUCUCUCUCUUAAUUUUACUUAGGAUUUUCUGGUUGUAACAAGGACAGCACGAAAGAAGAGUAAACUUAAAAGGGAUAUACAUCCACACUGUAAAAUUCCCACACUUUUCCUUCCCUUGUGCUGCUAGCAAGAGUACUUUGAAGCUUUGAGUUGGUAAGAUAAGCCAAAUUAGAUGAAGAAACUCAAUUACAAUACAAUUCAAAGUUCAGCAACAGAAAAACUUGUAGUGCUUUUCACUUAUUAUGAAAAGCAGAACAUGACAAAUAGCACUUAUGAACAGGAGUGAUUUAACAUCCACACUGAUGAGCACAGCUGUCAAACUGAAACAUUGAUCUCCCAAAAGAGAUACUUACUGCAUACAUCUAAAAGAAGAAUCCAUUGGAAAUGCAUAGAACAGACAUUCUGCCUACAGAGGGAAAUGCUACAGAUAUCUUACAUACAGUUCAUAUGCAUAUUUUAACUUAACUGAUAUUGAAAAAGGUUCAAAGAGAAAAGCAAUCUCAAUUUGGCACUUAAACAGAAUUAAGAUUGCAUAUCAAAGAAAAAAAUCAGUAAAAACAUCCAGAUUUACAAUUUAAAACUUGUCAGAAUACAGAAAGCAGCUUUGUUUUUUUGUAAUGAUAUACAAUAAUUUGAUACCUAAUUCUAGCUAAAUGCACCAGAGCCCCAGGAUUUUGCAGGAUCAAGUUCAUUGUUAGCUUUUAAUCACAUUUCCAUGACAUAGUUUGAUUCUGUAAUUGAUUUUUUUAAUAAUAUAUUUUUAAAACAUUCUUAAAAACUAUAAGAAAAUAAAUCUGAACUCAACUUCUUUCUCUUUAAAAUUAUUUAAACAUAAUUCAAAGAGUGAGGGAUCUGGCAAAAUGACCCGUUUUAUCUUGUUUACAUGUAGAAGAGCUAUUGAGGAAGAUAAGUGACUACUUUGAAGAUCUGCCUCAUUUCUGCCCCAGUUUGCUGAAAGCAUGCUUGCUAUAGGUUGCUAUGUGUUUCCAAUCAGAAGUUGUUAAGUACACAAAAUAAGGCUGGAUUUUAUUUGCAGAAGCACAUGUUCAAAGGUUAAAAUUUAUUGCUCCAAAAGCAGUAUCUAUAAACCAGGGCAAUACCUUAGGGAUUAUUAACCCUCUAGUUAUGCCAGUGAUUGUUUUACGUGGUUUAAUGUUUUUUGUUUUUUUUUUUUUAAACUUACUAGCAAUCUACUCAAAUAAGUAUUUUCCAAUGUGCUUUAAUCCUUUAAAAAGUUGUCCACCAAAAAAACAGUAAGCUAUUUUUCAUUAAAAAGCUUGUAAAGUACUGUUGCAUAGCUAAACAAAAAUGAGAUUAAUCAAAUUGGAGGCAAAUAACUGGAAAGAUUUUGGUCCAACAUUUUGAGUCAUGAAAUACCUCAGAACACAACUUGCUUGCCUUCCAAUGCCGGGCAUAUCAUGUAACCUAUCACUUUUAGCACAUCUAUAAAACUAGGGACACUGAAGCAGAGUUGCUGCGAAGAUUGAUUGGUUGUUAGCAAAGCAUCUUGAAGAAGAAAAGCAUACCGUGGGCUACAUCACAGGAAUAUCUAAGCCCUUAAUCCUAAUUGUGAUUAAAGCAACGAUCAAGGUAUAUGCAAUUUUCAGAGGAAUUCAGUAACCGUUAAACCCCAUUACCCAGAAAGAAGUGUAUGGUACAAAAAGAUCAAGAACAUACCAGGCAGAAUAUCCUACAAAAACUUCAUGCAGCUAAGAAAGCCAUACAAUUCAAAAUGACACUUCCAAACAAAAGAAAAAAAAAUUCAGAUAGACAAAUAUAUUCAUUCCAGAUGUUAAUACAAAAAAAAAAAAAAAAUCAUGCUCCUAGCAUCCUUCAAGCAUCCUUAUUCAGUUUGCUGGUGCAGAACAGGAUUGCUCCAAGCCACACUUCCAGAUCCAGAGUGUGCACUGUGAUGGUACAUCUCUGAACGACUUCGACGGCCGGUCACAUUUUGGAAAUGGCACUGGAUGUUAUUAGUGGGACUCAAAAUUGUGUUGACAUCACUAUUAAAAGAAUAGGCGCUGUUUUAAUGGUGAAAAUGUUUCCCAGCUGUUUUCAUGAUCAAAGAGCACAAAUAACUUUUUUGUACAUUUUGUAAUAAACAAUUCUGUGAAGUAUCUCAAAAUGGAGAGGCUUAACUUAGAUUUAUCCUGCAUGC